GCUGGAGUAGAAGAUGCGGUCUGGGCAACGGCGCUAGUGAUCGCCUUCUUGGAAACAAAGAUCGCUGAUCGCCGGCUGGAAUGGCAACUUAUGUCAAAGAAGGCCCAAGGGUGGCUGGCCAGCACACUGAAAUCGAAUAUAUCAGUGGAUGAGUUAAUCAAGGAGGCCACCUCUGUGCUUGAGGCCACUUUGAAUGCUGUGAAGCCGCAGAAGUAA
Molecule: messenger RNA, 216 nt
Organism: Dibothriocephalus latus
Lineage: Eukaryota; Metazoa; Platyhelminthes; Cestoda; Diphyllobothriidea; Diphyllobothriidae
Source: the annotation of a GenBank genome assembly